Molecule: messenger RNA, 6101 nt
Organism: Closterium sp. Naga37s-1
Lineage: Eukaryota; Viridiplantae; Streptophyta; Zygnematophyceae; Desmidiales; Closteriaceae
Source: the annotation of a GenBank genome assembly
AUGAGGAGUCAAAACCAAGGAGGAGGAGCGCGACACCAGGGGAGAGGAGUCAAAACCAAGGAGGAGGAGGCGACACCAGGGGAGAGGAGUCAAAACCAAGGAGGAAGGAGGCCGACACCAGGGGAGAGGAGUCAAAAACCAAGGAGGAGGAGGCGACACCAGGGAGAGGAGUCAAAACCAAGGAGGAGGAGGCGACCACCAGGGGAGAGGAGUCAAAACCAAGGAGGAGGAGGCGACACCAGGGGAGAGGAGUCAAAACCAAGGAGGAGGAGGCGACACACAGGGAGAGGAGUCAAAACCAAGGAGGAGGAGGCGACCACCAGGGGAGAGGAGUCAAAACCAAGGAGGAGGAGGCGACACCAGGGGAGAGGAGUCAAAACCAAGGAGGAGGAGGCGACACCAGGGGAGAGGAGUCAAAACCAAGGAGGAGGAGGCGACACCAGGGGAGAGGAGUCAAAACCAAGGAGGAGGAGGCGACACCAGGGGAGAGGAGUCAAAACCAAGGAGGAGGAGCGACACCAGGGGAGAGGAGUCAAAACCAAGGAGGAGGAGGCGACACCAGGGGAGAGGAGUCAAAACCAAGGAGGAGGAGGCGACACCAGGGGAGAGGAGUCAAAACCAAGGAGGAGGAGGCGACACCAGGGGAGAGGAGUCAAAACCAAGGAGGAGGAGGCGACACCAGGGGAGAGGAGUCAAAACCAAGGAGGAGGAGGCGACACCAGGGGAGAGGAGGUCAAAACCAAGGAGGAGGAGGACGACCCAUGGGAGAGGUCAAAACCAAGGAGGAGGAGGCGACACCAGGGGAGAGGAGUCAAAACCAAGGAGGAGGAGGCGACACCAGGGGAGAGGAGUCAAAACCAAGGAGGAGGAGGCGACACCAGGGGAGAGGAGUCAAAACCAAGGAGGAGGAGGCGACACCAGGGGAGAGGAGUCAAAACCAAGGAGGAGGAGGCGACACCAGGGGAGAGGAGUCAAAACCAAGGAGGAGGAGGCGACACCAGGGGAGAGGAGUCAAAACCAAGGAGGAGGAGGCGACACCAGGGGAGAGGAGUCAAAACCAAGGAGGAGGAGGCGACACCAGGGGAGAGGAGUCAAAACCAAGGAGGAGGAGGCGACACCAGGGGAGAGGAGUCAAAACCAAGGAGGAGGAGGCGACACCAGGGGAGAGGAGUCAAAACCAAGGAGGAGGAGGCGACACCAGGGGAGAGGAGUCAAAACCAAGGAGGAGGAGGCGACACCAGGGGAGAGGAGUCAAAACCAAGGAGGAGGAGGCGACACCAGGGGAGAGGAGUCAAAACCAAGGAGGAGGAGGCGACACCAGGGGAGAGGAGUCAAAACCAAGGAGGAGGAGGCGACACCAGGGGAGAGGAGUCAAAACCAAGGAGGAGGAGGCGACACCAGGGGAGAGGAGUCAAAACCAAGGAGGAGGAGGCGACACCAGGGGAGAGGAGUCAAAACCAAGGAGGAGGAGGCGACACCAGGGGAGAGGAGUCAAAACCAAGGAGGAGGAGGCGACACCAGGGGAGAGGAGUCAAAACCAAGGAGGAGGAGGCGACACCAGGGGAGAGGAGUCAAAACCAAGGAGGAGGAGGCGACACCAGGGGAGAGGAGUCAAAACCAAGGAGGAGGAGGCGACACCAGGGGAGAGGAGUCAAAACCAAGGAGGAGGAGGCGACACCAGGGGAGAGGAGUCAAAACCAAGGAGGAGGAGGCGACACCAGGGGAGAGGAGUCAAAACCAAGGAGGAGGAGGCGACACCAGGGGAGAGGAGUCAAAACCAAGGAGGAGGAGGCGACACCAGGGGAGAGGAGUCAAAACCAAGGAGGAGGAGGCGACACCAGGGGAGAGGAGUCAAAAACCAAGGAGGAGGAGGCGACACCAGGGGAGAGGAGUCAAAACCAAGGAGGAGAGGCGACACCAGGGGAGAGGAGUCAAAACCAAGGAGGAGGAGGCGACACCAGGGGAGAGGAGUCAAAACCAAGGAGGAGGAGGGCGACACCAGGGGAGAGGAGUCAAAACCAAGGAGGAGGAGGCGACACCAGGGGAGAGGAGUCAAAACCAAGGAGGAGGAGGCGACACCAGGGGAGAGGAGUCAAAACCAAGGAGGAGGAGGCGACACCAGGGAGAGGAGUCAAAACCAAGGAGGAGGAGGCGACACCAGGGGAGAGGAGUCAAAACCAAGGAGGAGGAGGCGACACCAGGGGAGAGGAGUCAAAACCAAGGAGGAGGAGGCGACACCAGGGGAGAGGAGUCAAAACCAAGGAGGAGGAGGCGACAGACCAGGGGAGAGGAGUCAAAACCAAGGAGGAGGAGGCGACACCAGGGGAGAGGAGUCAAAACCAAGGAGGAGGAGGCGACACCAGGGGAGAGGAGUCAAAACCAAGGAGGAGGGAGGCGACACCAGGGGAGAGGAGUCAAAACCAAGGAGGAGGAGCGACACCAGGGGAGAGGAGUCAAAACCAAGGAGGAGGAGGCGACACAGGGGAGAGGAGUCAAAACCAAGGAGGAGGAGGCGACACCAGGGGAGAGGAGUCAAAACCAAGGAGGAGGAGGCGACACCAGGGGAGAGGAGUCAAAACCAAGGAGGAGGAGGCGACACCAGGGGAGAGGAGUCAAAACCAAGGAGGAGGAGGCGACACCAGGGGAGAGGAGUCAAAACCAAGGAGGAGGAGGCGACACCAGGGGAGAGGAGUCAAAACCAAGGAGGAGGAGGCGACACCAGGGGAGAGGAGUCAAAACCAAGGAGGAGGAGCGACACCAGGGGAGAGGAGUCAAAACCAAGGAGGAGGAGGCGACACCAGGGGAGAGGAGUCAAAACCAAGGAGGAGGAGGCGACACCAGGGGAGAGGAGUCAAAACCAAGGAGGAGGAGGCGACAACCAGGGGAGAGGAGUCAAAACCAAGGAGGAGGAGGCGACACCAGGGGAGAGGAGUCAAAACCAAGGAGGAGGAGGCGACACCAGGGGAGAGGAGUCAAAACCAAGGAGGAGGAGGCGACACCAGGGGAGAGGAGUCAAAACCAAGGAGGAGGAGGCGACACCAGGGGAGAGGAGUCAAAACCAAGGAGGAGGAGGCGACACCAGGGGAGAGGAGUCAAAACCAAGGAGGAGGAGGCGACACCAGGGGAGAGGAGUCAAAACCAAGGAGGAGGAGGCGACACCAGGGGAGAGGAGUCAAAACCAAGGAGGAGGAGGCGACACCAGGGGAGAGGAGUCAAAACCAAGGAGGAGGAGGCGACACCAGGGGAGAGGAGUCAAAACCAAGGAGGAGGAGGCGACACCAGGGGAGAGGAGUCAAAACCAAGGAGGAGGAGGCGACACCAGGGGAGAGGAGUCAAAACCAAGGAGGAGGAGGCGACACCAGGGGAGAGGAGUCAAAACCAAGGAGGAGGAGGCGACACCAGGGGAGAGGAGUCAAAACCAAGGAGGAGGAGGCGACCACCAGGGGAGAGGAGUCACAAACCAAGGAGGAGGAGGCGACACCAGGGGAGAGGAGUCAAACCAAGGAGGAGGAGGCGACACCAGGGGAGAGGAGUCAAAACCAAGGGGAGGAGGCGACACCAGGGGAGAGGAGUCAAAACCAAGGAGGAGGAGGCGAACACCAAGGGGAGAGGAGUCAAAACCAAGGAGGAGGAGGCGACACCAGGGGAGAGGAUCAAAAACAAGGAGGAGGAGGCGACACCAGGGGAGAGGAGUCAAAACCAAGGAGGAGGAGGCAACACCAGGGGAGAGGAGUCAAACCAAGGAGGAGGAGGCGACACCAGGGGAGAGGAGUCAAAACCAAGGAGGAGGAGGCGACACCAGGGGAGAGGAGUCAAACCAAGGAGGAGGAGGCGACACCAGGGGAGAGGAGUCAAAACCAAGGAGGAGGAGGCGACACAGGGGAGAGGAGUCAAAAACCAAGGAGGAGGAGGCGACACCAGGGGAGAGGAGUCAAAACCAAGGAGGAGGAGGCGACACCAGGGGAGAGGAGUCAAAACCAAGGAGGAGGAGGCGACACCAGGGGAGAGGAGUCAAAACCAAGGAGGAGGAGGCGACACCAGGGGAGAGGAGUCAAAACCAAGGAGGAGGAGGCGACACCAGGGGAGAGGAGUCAAAACCAAGGAGGAGGAGGCGACACCAGGGGAGAGGAGUCAAAACCAAGGAGGAGGAGGCGACACCAGGGGAGAGGAGUCAAAACCAAGGAGGAGGAGGCGACACCAGGGGAGAGGAGUCAAAACCAAGGAGGAGGAGGCGACACCAGGGGAGAGGAGUCAAAACCAAGGAGGAGGAGGCGACACCAGGGGAGAGGAGUCAAAACCAAGGAGGAGGAGGCGACACCAGGGGAGAGGAGUCAAAACCAAGGAGGAGGAGGCGACACCAGGGGAGAGGAGUCAAAACCAAGGAGGAGGAGGCGACACCAGGGGAGAGGAGUCAAAACCAAGGAGGAGGAGGCGACACCAGGGGAGAGGAGUCAAAACCAAGGAGGAGGAGGCGACACCAGGGGAGAGGAGUCAAAACCAAGGAGGAGGAGGCGACACCAGGGGAGAGGAGUCAAAACCAAGGAGGAGGAGGCGACACCAGGGGAGAGGAGUCAAAACCAAGAGGAGGAGGCGACACCAGGGGAGAGGAGUCAAAACCAAGGAGGAGGAGGGCGACACCAGGGGAGAGGAGUCAAACCAAGGAGGAGGAGGCGACACCAGGGGAGAGGAGUCAAACCAAAGGAGGAGGAGGCCGACACCAGGGGAGAGGAGUCAAAACCAAGGAGGAGGAGGCGACACCAAGGGGAGGAGGAGUCAAAACCAGGAGGAGGAGGUGACACCAGGGGAGAGGGAGUCAAAACCAAGGAGGAGGAGGCGACACCAGGGGAGAGGAGUCAAAACCAAGGAGGAGGAGGCGACACCAGGGGAGAGGAGUCAAAACCAAGGAGGAGGAGGCGACACCAGGGGAGAGGAGUCAAAACCAAGGAGGAGGAGGCGACACCAGGGGAGAGGAGUCAAAACCAAGGAGGAGGAGGCGACACCAGGGAGAGGAGUCAAAACCAAGGAGGAGGAGGCGACACCAGGGGAGAGGAGUCAAAACCAAGGAGGAGGAGGCGACACCAGGGGAGAGGAGUCAAAACCAGGAGGAGGAGGCGACACCAGGGGAGAGGAGUCAAAACCAGGGAGGAGAGGCGACACCAGGGGAGAGGAGUCAAAACCAAGGAGGAGGAGGCGACGACCAGGGGAGAGGAGUCAAAACCAAGGAGGAGGAGGCGACACCAGGGGAGAGGAGUCAAAACCAAGGAGGAGGAGGCGACACCAGGGGAGAGGAGUCAAAACCAAGGAGGAGGAGGCGACACCAGGGGAGAGGAGUCAAAACCAAGGAGGAGGAGGCGACACCAGGGGAGAGGAGUCAAAACCAAGGAGGAGGAGGCGACACCAGGGGAGAGGAGUCAAAACCAAGGAGGAGGAGGCGAACCCAGGGGAGAGGAGUCAAAACCAAGGAGGGAGGAGGCGACCAAAAAAACCCCAAGGGAGAGGAGUCAAAACCAAGGAGGAGGAGGCGACACCAGGGGAGAGGAGUCAAAACCAAGGAGGAGGAGGCGACACCAGGGAGAGGAGUCAAAACCAAGGAGGAGGAGGCGACACCAGGGGAGAGGAGUCAAAACCAAGGAGGAGAGGCGACACCAGGGGAGAGAGUCAAAACCAAGGAGGAGGAGGCGACACCAGGGAGAGGAGUCAAAACCAAGGAGGAGGAGGCGACACCAGGGGAGAGGAGUCCAAACACCAAGGAGGAGGAGGCGACACCAGGGGAGAGGAGUCAAAACCAAGGAGGAGGAGGCGACACCAGGGGAGAGGAGUCAAAACCAAGGAGGAGGAGGCGACACCAGGGGAGAGGAGUCAAAACCAAGGAGGAGGAGGCGACACCAGGGGAGAGGAGUCAAAAACCAAGGAGGAGGAGGCGACCCAGGGGAAGAGGAGUCAAAACCAAGAGAGAGGCGACCACCAGGGGAGAGGAGUCCAAAACCAAGGGAGGAGGAGGCGACACCAGGGGAUGAGGAGUCAAAAACCAAGGAGGAGGAGGCGACACCAGGGGAGAGGAGUCAAAACCAAGGAGGAGGAGGCGACACCAUGGGAGAGGA